AUGCCUGCCGAGCCACUCUGGCAGCUGAGCUGCGAGGGCCCGGUGUUGAGCACGGUCUAUGCGCAAGAGGCGAAGUCUCUGGUGACGCUGACGGCCUGGCAGCUGCAGUCCUGGGACCUCGAGUCGAAGCUUCCGCGCUGCGGCCUGCGCGGCGAGGGAUGCUGGCAGGCCUUGACCUAUGCGCGCCACCUGCGGAGUGUAGCGGCCGGCGCAAGGGAUGGCACAGUGACUGUGUGGGAUGUCACCAGUGGUGCUGCAACGAGGGAGCUAAGCUGUGGAAGUGCCGUUGCCUGCAUUGACUAUGCUGAAGCCAUCAAGGCUGUCGUUACCGGGGAGGAGAACGGCACGAUCAUACUGUGGGAUCUGACGCGAGGGCUUCAGCUUGCCGUGCUCUGGUGCAAAGCCACAGUACACACCAUUGCAUAUUGGUUUAUAGCUCCUUACAUCCGCGACAUCCCGCAGCUCAACAACGGAGAGAUCAUGCCGAAGCUCAUCCCGGCGAGUGAGAAUGGGACCAUGGGCAGAGCCGUGGUCACUGGAGAUUCGGCGUUCAAGGUCACGGUGUGGGACAUCGAGACGUCGAAAGCCCGGAAGACCUUCGACUGCUCCAGCAACGUGCUGGCCGUUGCCGCGUCGCCCUUCCUUGGCUUGGUCGCCGCCGGCGAGGCGAAUGGAAGGGUCACGUUGUGGGAUGUCGAGAUCGAGUGUGCUCUCCACCGCUACGAGGGUGGGGCGGUUUCUGCUCUGGCCUUCGUUUCCCAAAGCUUGGAGGAGCAGACCUUGGUCUCAGCGGAGUGCUACAGAGUCGUCUCCUGGGACAUGGACACGGGCCAGUUCCAGUCCCGGAACCUGAAGCUUCCGACCUCCUGCAUCGCGGCGCGGUGCAUCUGCUUCAUGCCGCCUUCAGCUGGGGAGGACGCCGCGGAGGCCGUCGUGCUUGUUGGUGACAGCUCUGGCCGGCUUGCUGCCUGGCCCUGGCAGCGCCUGCAGCCGCUGAGAGGCCACGACGAGAAGCGCUGCGGCGAUGGCUUCCGUGCGAGUGAUCUCACUCGCAUCCCUGCGGCACAGUCGACGAAGAGGCAGGGACAAGGUAGUAUGUUUGCUGCUGAGAAGAGGGGGAAGCCUUGCCAUGAUUCUUGCUUCGCCAAAUCUGCGAAGCCUGGCGAUGAAAUCUUUGCUGCAGCAUUCGGCUGUCCGAUGAGCCAGUUAGGCAUGUAUUCGAACCUCAUGGACCCCAUGACCGUGCGGUGGCUUGCCGGGAAGUGA
Messenger RNA from Symbiodinium necroappetens, 1266 nucleotides. The record is from the annotation of a GenBank genome assembly. NCBI's taxonomy places the organism in Eukaryota, Dinophyceae, Suessiales, Symbiodiniaceae.